AUGGGUAAAUGUCUCACCAUAGUCAAACUAGUCGGUAUCGGCUCACUAGGGAUCUCCAGUGGUGCCUUCUUGGUAUCAUCAUUGAGCUACGUUCCUAAGGCAGCCAACAGCUUGCAGCUCGGAGAGCUCAAGGUCAAGGUGUCAAAGUUGAUCACGGGGCUCCGUUUAGGCUUCUGGGGGCUCGGUUCGUUGGCCUCAUACCUGUUGUACGAGGCGUACGCCCGCUCCCCAGUCUACGGCAAGCAUCCCUACUUGAUCUACGCAGCGCUCUCGUUCCCGGUUGCGUUGGCGUACAACUACUACUACGCGUUCUCGGACGAGCAGAAGUUGGUGAAGGACUCCGAGGAGAAAAUCAUCUACAGAACGGAGAAGAAGAAGGUGGAGAAGGUUGUUUCGCCAGAGGAGGACAAGUCGCCAUUGGACAACUCCGUCUACAACGAUCUGGGAAACCGCGAUCCUAAGGUCGAGGAAACCGAGGUUGAUGUGGAGGUGCCUACCGUGUCCCAGGUCGAGCUCUCCGAGCCCACGUUCAAGGAGCUCUUGUCCACCGUGAGCGAGAGCCACUUGUACACGGGGGCCAUCCUCGGUGUCGGCUUCUUGCUUGGCUCCAUCGGAUACAUUGGCGACAACCUCAAAUAG
Messenger RNA from Pichia membranifaciens NRRL Y-2026, 639 nucleotides. RefSeq lists its product as hypothetical. Lineage: Eukaryota; Fungi; Ascomycota; Pichiomycetes; Pichiales; Pichiaceae. Gene Ontology annotation, cellular component: mitochondrion. The coding region runs from base 1 to 639 and encodes 212 amino acids. The record is from RefSeq and is a predicted model, not a curated record. The transcript has a single exon. Gene Ontology annotation, biological process: autophagy of mitochondrion.